Molecule: messenger RNA, 1815 nt
Organism: Neltuma alba
Lineage: Eukaryota; Viridiplantae; Streptophyta; Magnoliopsida; Fabales; Fabaceae
Product: aspartate aminotransferase, mitochondrial
Exons: 10
Coding region: 158-1432 (424 amino acids)
Biological process (GO): biosynthetic process; amino acid metabolic process
Cellular component (GO): mitochondrion
Molecular function (GO): L-aspartate:2-oxoglutarate transaminase activity; pyridoxal phosphate binding
Source: RefSeq, a predicted model, not a curated record
CGAGGCUGCUUGGCGCAGAAAACCGAUCCCGAUUUGCUUCUUCCCGGCUUAGCUGUAUCUUCACUUCGCCACUUGUUUUUCUCUUCUGUUCCAUCUUAGUCUCCUCGAAGUCUCCGACGCCUGUUUCUUUAGCAGCUAGCUCUGUACAUAGCGAAUCAUGCCGAUUCACAGCGUCGUCUCAAGCCGAAUCUUUGCCCGGAGCUCUGUGAUCGGAGCCAGAUUUAUGUCUUCAUGGUGGCGAACCAUCGAACCUGCUCCCAAGGAUCCGAUUCUCGGAGUUACCGAAGCUUUCCUCGCGGAUCAGAGUCCAAACAAAGUCAAUGUUGGAGUUGGUGCCUAUCGUGAUGACAAUGGAAGGCCUGUGGUUCUUGAUUGUGUCAGAGAAGCUGAGCGCAGGAUAGCUGGAAAUGAAUACAUGGAGUAUCUUCCUAUUGGUGGGAGCAUAAAGAUGGUGGAAGAAUCAUUGAAGCUGGCUUAUGGAGAGAACUCUGAGUUUAUCAAAGAUAAAAGAAUAGCUGCAGUGCAGUCUCUGUCUGGGACAGGCGCAUGCCGACUUUUUGCGGCAUUUCAACAGCGUUUUCAUCCUGACUCUCAGAUCUAUUUACCAAUCCCUACGUGGUCCAACCACCAUAACAUUUGGAGAGAUGCUGGAGUGCCUAUGAAGACAUUCCGUUACUAUCACCCAGAGACUAGAGGCUUGGAUUUUGCAGCGUUGAUGGAUGAGAUAAAGAGUGCUCCAAAUGGCUCAUUCUUUUUGCUUCAUGCUUGUGCUCACAAUCCAACCGGAGUAGAUCCUUCAGAGGAACAAUGGAGAGAGAUCUCUUCCCAGUUCAAGUUAAAAGGCCAUUUCCCCUUCUUUGACAUGGCAUAUCAAGGUUUUGCUAGUGGCUAUCCAGAGAAAGAUGCAAAGGCAAUCAAGAUUUUUCUUGAUGAUGGCCAUUUAAUAGGACUUGCUCAGUCAUACGCCAAGAAUAUGGGAUUGUAUGGCCAGCGGGUAGGAUGCCUGAGCUUGGUUUGUGAAGAUGAGAAACAAGCUGUGGCUGUAAAAAGUCAGUUGCAGCUGCUUGCCAGACCAAUGUAUAGUAAUCCACCUGUUCAUGGGGCACGCAUAGUUUCAACCGUCCUUGGUGAUCCAGAGUUGAAACAGUUAUGGCUCAAAGAAGUUAAGGUUAUGGCAGACCGCAUAAUUGGAAUGCGGGCCACGCUCCAGGAGUGCUUAGAAAAACGGGGUUCUCCUUUGUCUUGGCGGCACAUAACCGAUCAGAUUGGCAUGUUUUGCUACACUGGGUUGACACCAGAACAGGUUGACCGUUUGACGAGCGAAUUUCAUAUUUAUAUGACUCGUAAUGGUCGCAUAAGUAUGGCUGGUCUCAAUACGGGCAACGUUGCAUACGUGGCUGACGCUAUUCACGAGGUCACAAAAUCUGCCUAGGUUUUUCUGUUGCGGAUUACAUAAAAAUUGUCCUAGGGGCUAUAUAAACCAUGAGGGUUAGUUUUGCCCAAUUGAGACCUAAUAAAAUUAUGAAGGUUUUGACCCAUUCACCAUUUCUCAAUUAACCAUGGAUGGUGAAGAUCUUUAGGGUUGUAUCUCGCGUAUUUUAACGCCUUUACGGUGUCACAUCUCCAUUCUUUUGUAGCCCUCUCUGCUUCCCCCUUCCGUGUUCUUUGUGGGAAAGAUAGGUUUAGGAGAGGGUUUCGAUUUGUAGCAUUAUGCAAGUUCGUUAUGUUCAGAACCAAGAGUUCAGCAUUGCUUUCGUUUCAGUCACUUUUUACGUUUUUCGCUGAAUAAAAUAUCGUCAUCUUUCUUAAUCAUUA